AUGUUGCAUGCUUCAUCAGGAAAAGGAAACCUAUACUACAAUGCAGCUAACUUAAAAUCUAUCUAUCUAUCUAUCUAUCUAUCUAUCUAUCUAUCUAUCUAUCUAUCUAUCUAUCUAUGGCUUCUGUUCACAUCUAUCUAUCUAUUAGUUUUAAUCUGUCUAUUCUUUUCCUUUUAUUUGGAUCUAUCUAUCUAUCUAUCUAUCUAUCUAUCUAUCUAUCUAUCUAUCUAUCUAAUUCUGUUCAUAUAUUUCUUUCUUUCUGUCUAUGUCUACGAUAAAAUAUUUCAAUCCUUUCUUAUCUUCCUUUUCGAUUUCUCUGUGUUCAUAUCUAUCUAUCUAUCUAUCUAUCUAUCUAUCUAUCUAUCUAUCUAUCUAAUUCUGUUCAUAUAUUUCUUUCUUUCUUUCAGUCGGCAUGUGCCGAAGAAUGUAUGCCUACUGUGUCACUUCUAUCUAUCUAUCUAUCUAUCUAUCUAUAAAAUUCUAAGUCAUACAUUCAUAUAUUUGAAAGAUUAUUCUAUCUAUCUAUCUAUCUAUCUAUCUAUCUAUCUAUCAAUCUAUCUAUCUAUUUUAUCUAUCUAUCUAUCUAUCUAUCUAUCUAUCUAUCUAUCUAUCUAUCUCCGUCUCUGCAUCUCUCUUUCUCUCUAUAUCUAUCUGUGUCUGCAUAACUUUUCAUGUCUAUCUCUGUUUAUCUAUUUAACAAUUUAUCCAUCCCACCCGGCAUCUAUCUAUCUAUCUAUCUAUCUAUCUAUCUAUCUAUCUAUCUAUCUAUCUAUGCCUUUUUUUCUAUCUAUAUGGCGUUAUACAAAAAUUUUAAAUUGGCACUAUCUAUCUAUCUAUCUAUCUAUCUAUCUAUCAGCUCGUCUAUGUGAAUCUCUCUCUUUCUCUCUCUCCCCCUCUCUCUCUAUAUGUAUAUGUAUAUAUAUUUAUGUAUGUAUAUCUAUCUAUCUAUCUAUCUAUCUAUCUGAUUGCCUGACUUCUCUCGCUCUAUACAAGUUUUACUUUCUAUCUAUCUAUCUAUCUAUCUAUCUAUCUAUCUAUCUAUCUAUGUCUUUGCUUUGUUGUUUUCUAUCUAUUUGCUUGUCUAUUUUAACUUUUGUCUUUAUUCAUCUAUCUAUCUAUCUAUCUAUAUCUAUCUAUCUAUCUAUCUGUAUUGCUCUCCAUCGUCCGUCUCCAUCAUUCCAUGUAUCUUGCUUCGGGCAACUACCUUCCCUGGACGACAUUUUCUCCAUCUAUCGCAUUUCAGCUGAGAAAGAAGAGGACACAUACUUUUUCUAUUUGAAUGUUCAUCGGAAAAAAUGGGAUUGGCAUGAAAACUACCUUGACCUUACUCUGUCAUAUAUUCGCACAAAUCUAUUCGGUAAUUUUCUCUCCGUUUUCUUCUGCCUCUCCUUACUUCACGUAAUAAUAUACAAUAAAUAUUCUUCUUCUUCUUCUUCUUCUUCUUCUUCUUCUUCUUCUUCUAUGUGCUCUGUCCUUUUAGGUCUCUCCACAUCUUUUUUAUUUAUCUACCUAUCAUUUGAAGAAAUUUUUCGCCCACACCCCGUGAUUAUUAAACCAUCGAGUUUUUGUUAUUUUUAUUCACUCCUGAUUUUGUCUUUCUUUCUUUCUUUCUUCUCUAAUUUUAAUUUCAUUUUUGCUUUCUUUUUAAUUAGAUUUACUUUUCUUUAUUUUUCGUUUCCUUUAUUUUUAUAUCCUUCUUUCUUUCUUUCUUUCUUUCUUUCUUUCUUCUGUAGUUUAAUUUCCUUUUUUGCUUUCUCUUUAAUUAGAAUUUCUUUCUUUUUUCUGUUUCCGUUUUCUUUUUCUUUAUUUUUAUUCUUUCUUUCUUUCUUUCUUUUUACUGCUAUUUAA
Messenger RNA from Acanthosepion pharaonis, 1848 nucleotides. The record is from the annotation of a GenBank genome assembly. NCBI's taxonomy places the organism in Eukaryota, Metazoa, Mollusca, Cephalopoda, Sepiida, Sepiidae.